Yarrowia lipolytica CLIB122 is the source of this 5181-nucleotide messenger RNA. The record is from RefSeq and is a predicted model, not a curated record. NCBI's taxonomy places the organism in Eukaryota, Fungi, Ascomycota, Dipodascomycetes, Dipodascales.
AUGACCGCAAACGUGACGGACCUGUCGCAGUUGCCCCCGUCGGCCAUGUCGGAUGUGGGUCUGGCCUCCCAUCUGGCCGCCAGAUACCACCAGGGCAUGCCCUUUGCUACCAUUUCGUCUCGAACCCUGGUCAUGAUCAACACAUACACCCCCAUGGACGAGCAGCGCAAGGAACCUCUCAACGCCUUUUCCAUUCAGAUCUUCAACCGAAUGGUCAAGCGGGGUGAGUCUCAGCUGGUUCUAUUCCUAGGAGAGAGUGGUAGCGGCAAGACCGAGUUCAAGAACAGCAUUCUUUUCAGUUUAUUGACACUGUCCAACAACCCCCUUUCAACGAAGAUCAAAAAUGCAGAAUUCAUCACCUCAGCAUUCACCUGCUCCAAGACACUCACCUCAACCCAGGCCUCUCGAGCCGGAGUGGUGGCCGAACUCCAGUACGCCGCAGACUCCACUCUGAUCGGAGCCUCCUUCCUGGACUACCGACUUGAAAGGUCUCGAAUUACAAAGGUGCCUACCGCCGAAAGAAACUUCCAUGUCUUCUACUACCUCCUCGCUGGUAUCAGUGCAACCGAACGAGAGUAUCUGGAGCUUCCUGACCCCUCUGAAUCCCGAUCUUUCCGAUAUCUCGGCCACCAGAGCCAAGUCAAGUCUGGCAUCAAUGAUGCGGAGCGAUUCACCCAUCUGAAGGGUUCCAUGGCCUCCCUGGGCUUCUCCAGAAGUGAUAUGGCCAACAUGUCUCAGAUUCUGGCAGCUGUCCUGCACCUAGGUCAGAUCCAGUUCAAGUCCACUGGAAACGACGGCACUAGCGGUCCUGCUGUUGAAAUUGCCAACCCCGAGGAACUCAACCUGGUGGCCAACUUCCUGGGAGUGCGAACCACCGUGCUGGAAAACGCUAUGGUGUACAAGACCGUGAUGAUGCGAAACGACCGAGUCACGCUGGUUCUUGACCAGAAGGGAGCCCGAGAGUCUGCAGACACUCUUGCCCGGUGCCUGUAUGCCAUGCUCUUCUCUUGGGUACUUGAGCAGAUAAACGUGCUACUCUCACAGACCUCUGAGGAUGACAGCACCGGGGAUGUCAAGGAGAACACCCUGGUCGAGACCAGUAUCACUCUUGUGGACUUCCCCGGUUUCAACGUGUCUCCUGCCGUCCCCACUCUCGACCGUCUUCUUCACAAUGCCGCCAAUGAAAAGUUCUACCAGUUUGUCCAGUCCAUCUACUUUGAGAACAUGACUGAUCUGCUGGAGUCUGAGGACAUCGUGGUGCCUACGGCCGAGUACUUUGACAACUCCGACAUUGUGCGGGCUCUAUUCAAACCUAGUUUGGGAAUUCUUUCUGUUGUUGACGACUAUUCCCGACGAGAUAAGUCAGACAGUCAGCUUCUGGACUCGCUGAGUAAACGGUUUUCUAAGUCCACUGUUGUGGAGUCUCCCUCUUCGCCUCGAUCUUUCCUGGUUCGUCAUUUUGCCGGUGAGGUUGAGUAUGGAACUGACCAUCUUCUUGCUGACAAUGCCGAGUCGAUCUCUGGAGACACAGUGGCUGUGUUCACUAGUGAUUCCACCUCUCCUUUCCUGCGACAGCUGUUCCACACUGGUGCUGUGCAUGCCGAUGCCUCCAAGGACUUUGGUGGCGAGUAUGUUCAGGCUUCUCUCAACAGUCAGCCUGCUCGACAGCCCAGUUUGGUACGAAAGUCGACUCGACGAAAAGACGCCAAUGGAGGCCGAAGAAAGCAAAAGGCCCGAAACGACGCCUGUGGCCAGUUUGUGUCUUCCGUCGAGGCUCUCACGGACGCGUUUGAAGAGGCCAAUCCUUACUUCGUCAUUUGUCUGAAACCCAACGAUCGAAGAAUUGCCGGUCAAUUUGAUGCUCGAUGUGUUCGACAGCAGAUCAAAUGUUUUGGUAUCACCGAGUUCACGCAGCGAGUCAAGACCACCGAUGUGGGUAUGUUCAUUCCCUUUGCCCGGUUCAUUGCUCUGGCUAAGAAUGAGGAGCAGAUCUACGAUGAUGAUACGUUUGAGGGAGGAGAAGACCGAGUUGUCAGUGCCCAGAUCGUGGGUCACCACGGCUGGAAGGAGCGAGAUGCUCGUAUCGGUCUCACAGGAGUCUUUUUGUCUGAGAGAGCAUGGAAGAAUAUGGUUGAUCCAUCCCAUGCUACUGAGCACGCCAUGGAGGAUGUUCUGAACAGAGAUAUGGGUCUGACCCCUGAGGAUGCUUUCUACUACGAUCAGGACGGAAACCCUGUGGUUGGACAGACUGGCGACAUGUUUAGAUACAAUGCUAACGGCGAGUUGCAAGCCAAGGAGGUUGGCGAGGCCGAGGAUGACGUUGUGGAGAAUGUAGCAGUGACUGGAAAGCGAAAGUUCUGGAUGUUCAUUGUUUGGACACUUACCUGGUGGGUUCCUGAUGCAGCCAUCAAGUAUAUUGGUCGAAUGAAGCGAAAAGACGUUCGAAUUGCAUGGAGAGAAAAGUUUGCCAUCAACUUGCUCAUCUGGCUGGCUUGCGGCGGUGUUGUUCUUUUCCUCGUCGGUUUCCCCAUUCUCAUCUGUCCCACUCAGCAUGUCUUCUCCACUGCAGAGCUGCAGUCUCAUUCCUUUGACAAUGAUCCCAAACAGGCCUUUACCUCCAUUCGAGGCAAUGUGUUUGACCUUACAAAGUUUGCUCCUGGUCAUUAUCCUCCCAUUGUUUCUUCCUCUGCUGUUCUCAAGUACGCCGGUAAGGAUGCCUCUGACAUUUUCCCCGUUCAGAUCUCUGCCGUGUGCAAUGGUAUAAAUGGCCCCAUUGAUGACAUGCUCGUCAUGGGCUCCACCAACAACUAUACCGAUGAGAACGCCCAGUACCACGACUUCCGAUCGUUCCAAAACGACUCUCGACCCGACUGGUACAUGGAACAGAUGAAAAACCUGCGAAUCAACUUCUUCAAGGGCUACAACGGUAUCACUUCCAAGCAUAUCAAGGAGCAAGCCGGUAAGCAGCGAACCAUUGCCUACUUGCACAACAACGUAUACGACCUUACCCAGUAUGUAACUGGAGAUAUGCGAGUUCGAGCCAAAUCCGGCGAGUCUGUCAACAAGGACGUCGACACUCAGUUCCUUGCUAGUGAGGUUGUCAAUCUGUUCCAGACCUACUCUGGCCAGGAUAUAACCAAGAAGUGGGACAACAUGCAGCUUGAUGGAAAUGGAAAACUCGAUAUGAAGGACUGUCUUGACAACCUGUUCUUUGUUGGCAAGCUCGACACUCGACACUCUGUGCAGUGUGAGUUCGCCCGUUACUUCCUGCUGGCAAUUUCCAUUUUCCUUGUUGCCGUCAUUGCCUUCAAGUUUAUUGCCGCACUCCAAUUCUCCAAGCCCAAGAAGCCCGAGGAUCUGGACAAGUUCUACAUUUGCCAGAUCCCCGCCUACACUGAGGACGAGGAGUCUUUGCGACGAGCCAUUGACUCGCUUGCCCGUUCCAAGUACGACGAUAAGCGAAAGCUACUGUUUGUUGUUUGUGAUGGUAUGAUUGUCGGUGCUGGUAACGAUCGACCCACUCCUCGAAUUGUGCUUGAUAUUCUCGGUGUUCCUCCGGAGGUCGAUGCUCAGGCCCUAUCGUUUGAGUCGCUCGGUGAGGGCAACAAGCAGCACAACAUGGGUAAGGUGUUCAGUGGUCUUUACGAAGUCGGAGGCCAUAUCGUGCCCUUUGUUGUUGUCGUCAAGGUUGGUCGACCUACCGAGGUGAACCGACCCGGUAAUCGAGGUAAGCGAGACUCCCAGAUGGUUGUCAUGCGGUUCCUCAACCGAGUUCACUACGGUCUUCCCAUGAACCCUCUAGAGCUUGAGCUGUACCACCAGAUCCAGAAUGUCAUUGGUGUCAACCCUGCUUAUUACGAGUACCUGUUCCAGGUCGAUGCCGAUACCCAGGUUGCUCCCGAUGCUGCUACUCGAAUGAUCUCCGCCUUUCUUCACGACACUCGUAUCAUUGCUCUAUGUGGUGAGACUUCGCUGUCGAACGCGAAGUCUACCAUUGUCACCAUGGUGCAGGUCUACGAGUACUACAUUUCGCAUAAUAUGGCGAAGGCAUUUGAGUCCCUGUUUGGAAGUGUCACAUGUCUGCCUGGUUGUUUCUCCAUGUACAAGAUUGUUGAACUUGACACAGGAAAGCCUCUGUUUGUGUCCAACGCCAUUGUUCACAACUAUAUGAUCAACCGAGUCGACACUCUGCAUCUUAAGAACCUGCUGCAUCUCGGAGAGGAUCGAUACUUGACCACUCUGCUGCUCAAGCACUUCCCCAUGUACAAGACUAAGUUCAUUCGAGAGGCCGAGGCCUGGACCUUUGCUCCAGAUACCUGGUCCGUCUUCCUGUCUCAGCGACGACGAUGGAUCAACUCCACUGUCCACAAUCUGAUGGAGCUGGUGCCCAUGCAGCAGCUGUGUGGUUUCUGCUGUUUCUCCAUGCGAUUUGUGGUUCUUCUGGAUCUCAUGUCGACCAUUGUGCAGCCCGUGCUGGUUGGCUACAUUGUCUACCUCAUCUACCGACUGGCCAGUGACCCCAACAACAUUCCCAUUGCAUCCAUUGCUCUCCUUGGAGCCAUCUACGGUCUGCAGGCGAUCAUUUUCUUGAUGCGACGACGAUGGGAAAUGAUUGGAUGGAUGUUCAUUUACAUCCUCGCCAUUCCUAUCUUCUCCCUUGCCAUCCCACUGUACUCUUUCUGGCACAUGGAUGAUUUCUCUUGGGGUAACACUCGUGUUGUUCUCGGAGAGAAGGGUAAGAAGAUGAUUCUUAGCUCCGAGGGAAAGUUUGACCCUGCUGAGAUUCCCAUGCAGCGAUGGGAGGACUACCAGGCCGAAAACUGGGAGGAGGAUGAUCUGCACGACCAUGAGCAGUACGACCGACGGUCUAACUUUGACCAGAUGUCGUCCUACGAUGCUUACCAUGACUCUCCUUUCAUGGACGAAGUGUCAAUGCAUCAGAACGAGUCCAAGGUGGGUCUGUUGUCCACUCCGGAUCCUGCCCCCGUCAUGUCCCACAACCUGCCUUCCAAUGAAGAAAUCACUGAAGGUGUUCGAGAUAUCCUACGAACAGCUGAUCUCAUGUCCGUCACCAAGAAGAGUAUCCGACGGUCGCUGGAGGAGAGAUUUGGCUGUUCGCUUACCCCCAAGAGAGACUACAUCAACUUUGUGGUUGAGGCCAUCCUCUCUGGCGAACUAUAA